Molecule: messenger RNA, 1044 nt
Organism: Macrosiphum euphorbiae (potato aphid)
Lineage: Eukaryota; Metazoa; Arthropoda; Insecta; Hemiptera; Aphididae
Source: the annotation of a GenBank genome assembly
AUGCAGUCGGUCGCGCACUCGGGGUCUUUGGUUUCGCUAGUAGUGGUGAUGGUCUUCGCCACCAUAUGGUCGUCCGCCGAGUCGUACCGCGUGGACAAGUACUCGCUGCUUAUGCCCAACGUCCGGCCCAAAAAGAUGGACUUGUAUUUGUGCACUCCUAUUAGAAUAGACCCAAGCAAGUCUUACUUUAUUGUCGGUUUCGAGCCAAAAGCACAUGGUCAUACAUCACACCAUAUGAUACUUUAUGGGUGUUCAGAGCCCGGAAGCGAAGAUCCCGUUUGGAAUUGUGGAGAAAUGCAAAUGGCAUCUAGUAAACAUAAGUCGUACAUGCAUUCCAACCCAUGCAAAUCAGGAUCUAAUAUAAUGUACGCAUGGGCUCGUGAUGCACCAAUUUUGAAACUUCCGAAUGGUGUUGGGUUUAAAGUCGGUGGUGAUUCGCAGAUCAAUUAUUUAGUUUUACAGGUUCACUACCACAGGAUGUUUAAAGAUGAUGAAACGGACAACUCUGGGAUAUAUUUGCAUUACACAGAACAACAAUUAGACAAACAAGCUGGAGUAUACUUACUAGCUACAAACGGAAGAAUCCCCCCGAAUGCGAUCGAACACAUGGAAACAUCGUGUCCUCUCUACGAGAUUGGGAAAGUCAUACAUCCGUUUGCUUACAGGGUCCACACCCACGAACUUGGUAAAGUUGUAGCCGGUUACAGAGUAAAGAAUAUCAACAAAGAUGUACAAAAAUGGGAUCUGCUAGGAAAAAGAGACCCCAUGACUCCACAAAUGUUUUACCCAAUAGAGAACAAUAUUACCGUCGAGUCUGGUGAUAUAUUGGCUGCCAGGUGCACAAUGGAAAGCAGGCGAAACACCGUUACAAGAAUUGGCGCGACGAGCGACGACGAAAUGUGCAAUUUUUACAUUAUGUACUGGGUGGAGGGCACCGAACCUCUGGAACAACAGAUCUGCGUGUCGGAAGGAUCUCCGCGGUAUUAUUGGGACAACGAUCCGUAUCUGACGAACAUACCGGACGAAGAAGCGUCGAUCUUAUAA